GUGUAGUUUCUGGUGCCCUGGGAGAGGGUUGACCUACUGAAAGACGGUUUAACGGACGGAGCGCGAGCGGAUGAUUUGAACUAAGUGGAAUUCGAGCGGGAUGUGAUGGUGGACAGGCGGCGUGUAUUUGAACAAAAGGUGUUGAAGAAACUAUAUUCUUCACCACCUCCUGAAAGGAAAAUACCGGAAGCCCUGACAACAACCUUUAGGGCAGAAAAAGAACAGGAUAAGGAAAGAAGCAAAAGUACUGGUGAUUCAAAAGGCAAUGCACAAAUUAGGCCCGUAAACCAGAAAGUCUAUACAGUGAGCCUGCCGCCUUCUGGGAAUGAAGUGUGCUCAACUAGAUUAAAUGAACAGCAUGAAUGUCAAGAUUCAAGUGAAGAAUCGGAAGAAGAAGAUUUUUCACAAAAAUUUCCAAGAAAACGUAAGAGAAGAAGAAAACUCAAUAGCUCAUUGCUUGACCACAUCAAGAAAAAUGUGCCCUCUGUGCUUCAACAGCCAGAAGAUGUAAAAAACGGCAUCUUGAACACCCUGCAUUUAGAUUCUGCAAAGUCUGGAGCAGAAGCAUUAACCAAAAACAGGAAAAGAAAAUUGAAAAAGAAACGACACAAAGAAAGGUUGAAGGCUGCUGGGCUGGCACCCCGAGCCACAGCUGUAGAAUUCAUGUAUCAACCAGCAGAGGGCAGCAGUGAAGAAGAUGCUGCUGAGAGUGAAGAAAGUUUGAGAUUAUUAAGUUCUUAAAUGCAGUGUACGAAUUGUUUCGGUGAUGGUGCUUUACUGCCAUUCCUUAACAUAAUAACCUGGAAUGCCAUCUUUCCUGGCAUUUAUUGCCCCUGCCCUCCUAAAACCUAUUUUUUUUUUAAAUCUGGCUUCUCCUUUAAGUUUGAUGAGAUGGAUCUACUGUAAUGAGAGUUCAGUCAGCAACUUAAAAGAAAGUUGCAGCCUAACUGGAUGCUUUUUAUAAAACAAAGUUUCUUUUGUCUUCAGAUUUAUGCUUUUCUUUAAGUUGAAAGCAAAAUGAUUUAAUAUUGUGAGUACCUUUUUUGUUCAGUUGCUUGAGAAAAUGUCCAUUUUCUUAAACACAUAAAUGUCUGGCUUCCAGCUGUCAAAUUAAGUCUUUGCUGUAUCUGAACUUGUUUGUAAUAAUCUUAGCAGCCUAUAAAGGUACAAAGUGUUCCUCUGACAUAUGAAAUAAAAAACAGCAUUAUGUUAACUAGGUUAAAUGAACAUUGGAACAAUUAUAACACUGUGAAAUCAUUCAUUUAAUGUACAGAAUGUGUUAUAAUGCUGAAUCUGUUCCUCCACCUGACAUGAAUAUCACCAAAUCAAGAAGUAACCACCAAAGUCAAAGUUAUUGGAGAAAAAAUAUUUUUUUUUAGAAAAUUCAGUGGCUCUUUUGGGAAUGCAAAAGGAUGAUGUGGCUUUUUUUCUCUUAGUUCUUUAUUGCUAUCAUUCCAGAAUCAGUGGCUGGGACUUUUAUACUUAUUUUCAUUGAUUAUACAGACAACGAACAAGUGACCAGCUUGAGAUUGGAAACCAAAUUUGAGCUAUUGUGAAUCAGAGCCCAUGCCUAUUGUCUUGUGUGUCUAGAAACUACAGAAUUAUUGUCUUGAUGUUAAGGAAGCAUUGUUUUGAUGAUGUACAGUGGAUGAUGCCUUUUUAUAUUAAAAGAAAGUACCAAUUAUUUAUGUUCCAACUUCCAAAAUUGCUCAAUUUUAUUUACUCUAAAACUGGCACUGUACUUUUGAUCUUGGAAAUUACGAAUGAAGUUCUGCAGAAUUUUGAAUAGGGAAUUAUGUCAUUUUCUCAUAUUCUACAUCUUGGUUGUUGUUUUACACAAUGUUAACAGAUUUAUAAUUGCUUUGAAGGAAUUCAAGGUAAUUGCUGUGAUGACUCCUGGUCUGUACUUGCCGCUUUCAGUAAUUCAAAGUGUUUGAAGAAUAUUUAAGGAACAGUGGAUUCUAAUAAAUGAACUUUGAAUGGUU
Messenger RNA from Chiloscyllium plagiosum (whitespotted bambooshark), 1985 nucleotides. It is a transcript of the gene erich1, whose product is annotated as glutamate rich 1. Lineage: Eukaryota; Metazoa; Chordata; Chondrichthyes; Orectolobiformes; Hemiscylliidae. The record is from RefSeq and is a predicted model, not a curated record.